Molecule: messenger RNA, 1088 nt
Organism: Stomoxys calcitrans (stable fly)
Lineage: Eukaryota; Metazoa; Arthropoda; Insecta; Diptera; Muscidae
Gene: Nca
Product: neurocalcin homolog
Exons: 2
Coding region: 410-982 (190 amino acids)
Molecular function (GO): calcium ion binding
Source: RefSeq, a predicted model, not a curated record
CGACAUAGCGUUUAAAAUGCACACAAUUUGUACGUACAUGCGUAUACCCACCUAAACGCCGCAAGCAACCAUUUCGGAAUCGAAAGUCGGACUCUUUUUUUGCCAAGAUCUAAUAAAACUGCAUAAAAAAAUGAACAGCAGCACAGUAAUAUAAGGCAUCAUCUCCCAUUGAGAGCCAAUUCAAGUGGACGAUUUCUAAAAUGCCGAGGACCAUUUUUGGGGUUCGAAGGCCCUGUGGCCUCUGCACAAAUCAUAUCAUCAUUUUUUUCUUCCGUGCACAAAAUUCCAUCGAGUCUAGAAGUGCACCUUUAUCUGUAAUUUUGCACCAGAUGUUUCUAAGAGCACUUUCACGAAUGACAAUAUUUCAUGAUCACGGGAUUGACGGACUAAUUGAAGAUGGAAUUGUAAAAUGGGAAAGCAAAACAGCAAAUUAAAGCCAGAAGUGCUGGAGGAUUUAAAGCAAAACACUGAAUUCACAGAUGCUGAAAUACAAGAAUGGUACAAAGGAUUUCUGAAAGAUUGUCCCAGUGGUCAUCUAUCCGUAGAGGAGUUCAAAAAAAUAUAUGGAAAUUUUUUUCCAUAUGGCGAUGCUAGCAAGUUUGCUGAACAUGUUUUUCGCACAUUCGAUGCCAAUGGUGAUGGGACAAUAGAUUUCAGAGAAUUUCUGUGUGCUCUCAGCGUUACGUCUAGAGGGAAGUUAGAACAAAAGCUGAAAUGGGCUUUUUCUAUGUAUGACCUGGAUGGAAAUGGAUAUAUAUCACGACAAGAAAUGCUUGAAAUUGUUACGGCAAUAUAUAAAAUGGUUGGAUCCGUUAUGAAAAUGCCCGAAGACGAAAGCACGCCUGAAAAACGAACUGAUAAAAUAUUUAGACAAAUGGAUCGUAACAUGGAUGGGAAACUUAGCUUAGAGGAGUUUAUAGAAGGUGCAAGAAGUGAUCCAUCGAUUGUACGCUUAUUACAAUGUGAUCCCCAAUCCCAUUAACUCUUAUAUAUUUAUGGUUUAAGUAAGCAAUAAAUGUUCGGAUUAUUAUAAAAGCAACAAUAUUUUUUCUAAUUGCAAUAAAAGAAAACUUGAGAAUACCACAAAA